UAUGAAUCCCUUUGUCUUCUUUUUCAUCUUUUUUGCUGUGUUGUGAUGAAAAUGGUUCUUUUUGGUUAUCCUUUUUUCUUCUUCUUUGAUGGGUUUGAGUUGUUUUUGAAGCUUGGGGAAAUGGGGUUCUCUAGUAUCUGAAUCUUUGUGUGUGUUCUUUUUCUUUCUUUUGGGUGUGGUGGAAUUGGGAUUUUCAAUUAACCCUUUUGAUUCUGUGGGUCAAUACAAACUUUUGAACUUUCCUUUUGCAUUUUGAGCUUAUAUUUGAAGCUUUCUUGAGGAUUCAAUUUGAUGUUUCUCUUUUCUUCCUUACUUUUUAUGGAGUUUUUUUGAGAAACUAAUUGAUUUUCUUAGUUCAGAAGUCAAUUCCUCUUUUAUAAUCUAUAUUAAAUAAUUUGGUUGGUUGUUGUCGAGAGGCUUUUUGUUUCUUUUGAACCAAAGUUAAAUCAAGUUGAGUGAGUGGUCAUGGGUAGGGAAAUUGCUGGUGGUGUAGUGGAGAAGCCAAAUGGUCUUGUAGUGGUUUUAAAUGGCGUUUCUCAUGAAAAAGCCCAUGUUUCCCCCAAAAUUUCAGAAGAAAGUAUUGAUUUGGAGGAAUUCGAAGAGAAGGAAUCGGGCGAGGAGAAUUCGUUUGCCGAAAACUAUCAAGAAACAGAGCACGACGUUGCAGCCAUCAAAAGCUCUAACCUUGAUGCCAGUGUGCCUGCACCUGUGACCGUGCCUGUGCCCGUUUCCGAGCCCGUGCCUGCGCCUCCGCCUCCGCCUGCACCUGCACCUGCACCUGCACCUGCACCGGUGCUUGUACUCGAGGAAAAGAAGAAGGAGGAGAGAACUGUAGCACAGAAAAUCAGUGACUUCAAUAAGUCUAUUUCGCCUGGGACUAUAGCUAUUACUCCAAAAAUAAUGAGGGUGAACCACAAGAUUCAACAGCCACCCAUGCAGUCACCGGAAAAAGCAGUCACAUGCUCACAAACCAUCGAGACCGAGCGUACUUCGACUACAAUUCCUGUCGUUGAGGCGUCACCAAAUACAAUUGAAUUGCAUCCUCCCAGCCCUGAAAAGAACUCGCAUCCAAACUCGCCUCAAUCAUCGUGUAAAUCUUCACAGAACGAUCUUAAGAAGCAUCACGAAGAAGAUCACUGGUCUAUCGCCUCCUCUACUGUUCAAUCUAUUCGACAACUCAAAUCUAAAGUAACUAUCGGAACGGCUCCUACAUUUAGAUCGGCUGAACGUGCUGGUAAAAGGAAGGAGUUCUAUAACAAGUUGGAGGAGAAACACAAAGCUAUGGAGGCAGAGAGAAUCCAAUACGAAGCACGAAUUAAGGAAGAGCAAGAAGCAGCAAUCAAGCAGCUUAGGAAAGGAUUAGUGAUCAAAGCAAAUCCAGUGCCCAGUUUCUAUUAUGAAGGACCACCACCAAAGACAGAAUUAAAAAAGUUACCAUUAACUCGGCCAAAGUCUCCGAAUCUAACUCGAAGGAAAAGCUGUGGUGAUUCGAUGAACUUUAGCAUAGAGGAAAAAGGAAAACUAUGCCCACGAGGACAUCGUCAUAGCUUUAGUAGUCAGAAAUCAGAGGAAUCAUCAGCUAACGGCAUAGCUCGCAAAAGCAAAGCACAAGUGAAUGGGCAAUGCCACAACAAUGAAUCUUUUAAACAUAGAAACCAUGUGAAGCGCGAGAGAGAGACCAAAAAAACGACUCUUGCAACAACUGAUCCACUCACAAGUAAUGUAGAUAUCCCCAUUCAGUCAUGAACAUUUACUUUCUCCUUAAUGUGAACUAAGAAAAAACAAAAAAGAAAAAAAAAGAAAAAAAGAGGGGGGGAGCAAAGAAAGAAAAAGCUUGAUCUUUCAGUUGCUAGUUGUUUCUUUACCUAAAAGAAAACAGCUUCUUUUCUUUUCUUUUUACAUCUAAUUACUUCACUGAGUGAUUUGUGCUAAUAUGAAAUGUAUAUGUUUUUCUUUUCUUUUCUUUUUUUUUUUCCCAUGAAAGUUAUAAUGAUUUCUUAUGUUAUACAUAUAAGGGAGAUUUUGAUUCAGUGUGAACUAUUGUGUAUACACAGAUACAGAUAUACUUUUGCUUUC
Cucumis melo (muskmelon) is the source of this 2076-nucleotide messenger RNA. RefSeq names its product protein WVD2-like 1. NCBI's taxonomy places the organism in Eukaryota, Viridiplantae, Streptophyta, Magnoliopsida, Cucurbitales, Cucurbitaceae. The record is from RefSeq and is a predicted model, not a curated record. Gene Ontology annotation, molecular function: microtubule binding. The transcript is spliced from 7 exons. Gene Ontology annotation, biological process: microtubule cytoskeleton organization. The coding region runs from base 466 to 1746 and encodes 426 amino acids.